Messenger RNA from Drosophila ficusphila, 2040 nucleotides. It is a transcript of the gene RunxA, whose product is annotated as protein lozenge. The transcript has 5 exons. Gene Ontology annotation, molecular function: RNA polymerase II cis-regulatory region sequence-specific DNA binding; DNA-binding transcription factor activity, RNA polymerase II-specific; ATP binding. Lineage: Eukaryota; Metazoa; Arthropoda; Insecta; Diptera; Drosophilidae. The record is from RefSeq and is a predicted model, not a curated record. Bases 73 to 2040 code for a protein of 655 amino acids. Gene Ontology annotation, cellular component: nucleus. Gene Ontology annotation, biological process: regulation of DNA-templated transcription.
CAACAUCAACAACAACAGCCACAGCAACAACAACACUAUCACAACUACAGCGGCAAUAGCAACAAUUACAAAAUGCAUUUAACAACCACAUCGAGCAAUUCAACGGCAUCCAAUGCCAACAACAAUAACAACAACAAUACAACCAAUAACAACAACACGAGUAGCAACAACAACACGACCAACACCAAUGGCAGCAGCAACAACACAAGCGGCAACAACAACAACAACAGCAGCGGCAACAACAACAGCAACACCGAACAGAAUACACCGCCAACGCCGGCGCAACUUCUGAAUGAGGCGUACACGAAGAUGACCUCUGACAUUCUGGCGGAGCGGACGCUGGGCGACUUCCUCACCGAGCACCCCGGCGAGCUGAUCCGCACGAGCAGUCCGCUCUUCGUCUGCACCGUUCUGCCGCCCCACUGGCGGAGCAACAAGACGCUCCCGGUGGCCUUCAAGGUCGUCUCCCUGGGCGACAUCAUGGACGGCACGAUGGUCACCGUGCGGGCGGGCAACGACGAGAACUACUGUGCGGAGCUGCGCAACUGCACGGCGGUGAUGAAGAACCAGGUGGCCAAGUUUAACGAUCUCCGAUUUGUCGGCAGGAGCGGCAGAGGGAAGAGCUUCACGCUAACCAUCACCGUGUCAACGAAUCCACCGCACAUAGCCACCUACAACAAGGCGAUCAAAGUGACUGUCGAUGGGCCACGGGAACCCCGCUCCAAGACAAUGUUAUCCCUUUUAGGACAGCAACAGCAGUUCCACUUCGCUUUUGGCCAAAGACCGUUCCACUUCUCCACGGAUCCACUUUCCGGCUUCCGGAUGCCGCCCAUUGGCAAUUGUCAAAGUGCCAGCAACACGCAUUGGGGAUAUGGAUCGGCGGCCUCGGCGUAUUCACCUUACUUGGCCAGCAGCGGAUUAUCGUCCUGCACCACGCCCACUUCCGCCCAGUUCAACAAUCCAGCGUUGGGCUUCACAUGCUCCUCGAAUGACCAGAGCAACAACCAGGACUUCGGAGGCGCCACCAAUCGCGACUGCGUUCCAAUGCUGCCCGACUCGACGGCCAGCGAUCUGGACCAGCACCUGAGCAGCCUGGUGGGCUCGACCAGCGGCCAGAUGACGCACCACAGCCUGCUGGGCGCCGGCGGCCAGACGUCGAUCUCCUCGACGGUGAACGGAGCGAGCGGCGGCGGCAGUGCAGGAGCCGGUGCGGCAGGCGGCGGAGCGGGAAGCGGCGGCGGCGGAGCGGGCGGCGGCGGGGCGGGCGGCAACUCGAUACUGGUGCCGCGAUAUCACACCAAUGCGAGCAACGAGUACAACGUCCACUCCAGCCAGAACGGACCGCGCAGCUUGAGCGACAGCUCGCAGGCGGAGUCGCCGGUGCAGGAGGACCUGCUGACCACCAACACACCGAAUCUGGGCAGCACGGCGGGUGGUGGGGCGGCCAACGGCGGCGGUGGUGCCGCGAAUGCCGGCGGUAGUGGUGCGGCAGCUGGCGGAGCGGGCGGCAGUGCCGCUUCGGCGGUGGGCAACCCGGCCAUGCUGGGUGCGAACCAGAACUUCCCGGGCAUCGUCAACCAGGCGCAGCACUCGGCGGCCUCCGCUUAUGGCGGCGGUUCGGGCGUGGUGGGCGGUGGGCAUGGCAGCGCCGCUGCUGCGGCCGCCGGAUGCAACGGAUCGCUGUAUCCCGUGCUGCCGGCCAGCCUGCUCUACUCGCAACUGUACACCGCUGCCAACCAGUCCGCCCACGGGUUCCACUCGCACACCCUGCCCGCCCACGCCUCGCCGAACUCCUCGGUGCACGGGGAGCUGCAGAGCGUGAUGGACCACAUCAGCAAUGUGGGCGUGCGGCAGCAGCACAACAUCAUGACCGGCGGCGGGGUGACCCAUCCGGGCGAUCUGACCCUCAUCGGGAAUUGUGGGGCGUCGGUGAGGAACAUCGAGGACGGGAAUAGCAACCGGCAGGUGGCCGCCUUAGCUGCCCAUCGCGGCCACCACAAUCCCACCGACAAUGGGGGCAGCGUUUGGAGGCCCUAUUGA